UUAACCCAAGAUUAUCUGGAUUCACUAGUGGGACUCAAGCUGACAUUUGACAGAUGAAUAGAUUUUUAGUUGUUUGGGAUCCAGAGAGUGAUUGAGUUUUUUGGGCAGUAGUGUUUAGUUUGAGAUCACUUUCAUUCAAUUCCCUUUCAUGUAGAAGGUAAGGGAGAGAAGAAGAGAUGGAACAAGAGAGAGUGGAGCAGUGUUAUGUGAGUGAAUCCCAAUUGUACAGCCCAGCCGACCAUGGCACUCUUGUGAGAGGGACAAAAGGGUGAAUAGGCAUGAAAUUAAAGGCACCCAGUUCCCUGUCCUUAUCUUACGCACCUUUUUUUAACACGUAUCACUUACCUACGCUCAUCCCUUCAUCAGUCCAGUCCAUUCUCUAGUCUCCCCAUUUUCGCAGGGACCCCCUGCCCCCAUUUGCAACCAAAACACCACCUUCACCUAAUGACCGUUAAUACACGUUGCGGCAGUCUCCGGAAUUGCCUGUGACCCAUUUUGGCCCAGAUGUUGUUUUAUCAUCCCUAAACCUGGUUGUCGUCGCCUGAUCUUCUUGCAGUUGGGCUUUCCUUGAUGAAAUUUCGAUUCCCAUUUGCGUUUUCUCGAAUGCAUUCUAAUCAUAUUGGGUCUCCGUAAAGAUAUUUAUUGCUGGGAAAAGGAUCUUCUUUUUGAACAACUGGUUUUGUUCCGUGGAAUGUGGGAUACAUGAGAGUCAAGGCUGUCAAACGUUGCUUUGAUGACGUGAAAAAAUCUAUCAAUGUGGUCUGAGUUCGAUAGUUUGAAUGGAUGUAUGUGAACCAGAGAAGCACGCAGCAGUGGAUACCCUAAGACCACCCUUGACUCCAGCUGAAAGGAACAAUGCAGUCACUACGCGGCCCCCUCGAAAGAAAGUUAGUUCUAGGUAUAAAUCUCCUUCUCCUUCAGCCCCUUCAAGUACCAGGCGAAGCCCCUCUCCUAACCUCACUAGAACAGUGCCUUCAAAUUCCCAAUUGGUGCCAAAGAGAGCAGUAUCGGCCGAAAGGAAGCGACCCUCGACUCCACCUUCACCGCAGAGGCCGUCGACGCCAAUUCGUGAUUCAUCUGUAGAUACCCAAUUGUCAACCCGAAGGUUGUCAAUUGGUGAUGGCCGGUUACCUGAGAGCUUAUGGCCCUCCACAAUGCGCAGUCUUAGUGUCUCCUUCCAGUCUGAUAUAAUUUCUGUUCCUGUCAGCAAGAAGGAAAAACCAGUAAACAGUGCUUCCUCGGAUCGCACUUUGAGGCCAUCUUCAAAUAUAGGGCAUAAGCAGGCUGAAACACCUUCCCGGGCACGCAAGCCUACUCCAGAGAGAAAGAGGAGUCCUCUCAACGGGGGAAAUUCUCAUGAUCAGUCAGAGAAUGCUAAACCAGUUGAUGGAUUACAUUCUCGAUUGAUAAAUCAGCAUGUUUGGCCUAGUAGAAUGGGUGGUAAGGUAUCCUCUAGUUCAUUGAAUAGAAGUGUUGAUUUUACAGAGAAAUCAGUUGGAAAUUCAGUAAUUCCCAGUCUGGGAAUUGGGUUGUCUUCAUUGAGGCGAAUCCCCACAACUGAUAGUUUGGGGAACCCAUUAGAAAAGUCUGUUAGUGAUGCUGGUGCGACGUUAUUAUUGCGUGAUGAAAUUGGUAGAGUAGGGUCUGAGGCGAAACCAAUUGAUGACAGUUCAUUGUGGUUAUCUGGAGUUCACAAAUUUGUUUCUCCUAGUUUAUCAGAUAGAACAAUGUUAGCUAGCCCUUCUGCCAAAUACCAGUCCUUGCCUAGUACUCGAUCUCGACCUGCAUCCCCUAGUAGGACCUCCGGAGUUUCAUCCUCAAUUGUGAAAGGUGUCAGUCCAUCUAGGACAAGACCAUCAACUCCUCCCUCUAGAGGAGUUAGUCCAUCUCGGAUAAGGCCAUCUAGUUCUUCUGGUCAGGCCUCAAAUUCAACUUCUGUGCUCAGUUUCAUAGCAGAUUUUAAAAAAGGAAAAAAGGGUGCAAGCUACAUAGAAGAUGUCCAUCAUCUACGGGUGCUAUACAAUAGAUAUUUGCAAUGGAGAUUUGCUAAUGCUCAAGCAGAGGCGGGUCUUUAUGUUCAGAAGGUUAAUGCAGAGAAAACUUUGUACAAUGUUUGGAACACUAUUCUAAGUUUAUGGGAUUCAGUAAUCAGGAAAAGAAUCAACCUCCAACAGCUGAAGCUGGAGCUUAAGUUGAAUUCGGUUUUGAAUGACCAAAUGGGCUGUCUUGAUGACUGGGGUUUGCUUGAAAGAGAGCAUAUUAAUUCUUUAUCUGGCGCUGUGGAUGACUUGGAAGCAAGCACCCUAAGACUUCCAGUGACUGGAGGAGCAACGGCUAAUCUUGAAUCUUUGAAGAUUGCUAUCUGCUCAGCUGUUGAUGUGAUGCAGGCUAUGGGGUCUUCCAUUUGCUCGUUACUUUCAAGGGUGGAGGGAAUCAACUCUCUUGUCUCUGAACUUGCUGUUGUAGCCACACAGGAGAAAGCCAUGCUCGAUGAGUGUGAAGCAUUAUUGGCUUCUACUGUGUCCAAGCAGGUAAAGGAGUACAGCCUUAUGACUCACAUGAUACAAACGAAAACGAGCCUUGGAGAAGGAUGCGAACUUCUUUGAGAUGACACGACCUAUUGAGCGAAGAUUCCGAUUUCUAUAUGUGGGCGGAUAAGGGCAUCCUUACCGAUCACCCACGUUUCAAUUUCGACAUUCCGAAUCUCACGUGAGGUGAUAUGUAGGCUGUAAUCCGCACCUAACAUCCCAAACAUACCUGUUUGACACUAGCUAGCUGCUGCUAAGCUAACAAUUUACCAUGUCUGUUCCUUUAAAAAAGCAGAGAUGAGUGACCGUCUUAUCGGAGAAGUAAAUGUAAAUUGUCUCUCUUUUUCUACGUCAAUUAAUUCUUUUCAUUUCC
Tripterygium wilfordii is the source of this 2901-nucleotide messenger RNA. Its product is annotated as AUGMIN subunit 8-like. Gene Ontology annotation, molecular function: microtubule binding. NCBI's taxonomy places the organism in Eukaryota, Viridiplantae, Streptophyta, Magnoliopsida, Celastrales, Celastraceae. Gene Ontology annotation, cellular component: nuclear microtubule; cytoplasm; centrosome. The transcript has 7 exons. Gene Ontology annotation, biological process: centrosome cycle; spindle assembly. The coding region runs from base 780 to 2606 and encodes 608 amino acids. The record is from RefSeq and is a predicted model, not a curated record.